AUGGAAAGGUUACACUCCUCCAUGCGUAAACGGCUCUACAGUUUGCCACAGCACAUUGGACAGAAAGCAUCUAUAAUGGGCGAAGGAGAAGACGCAGACAAGGACACCCGGAGGAAGAGUCUUAGGAUGAAGCCUCUACCGUCACCGACCUCUGGGGGAAGCUGCAAAGGCAUCGGGGAGACCAAAAGUGGGGAGUCUGUGAUCAUGGAGACAGACAUAGGGAGACCGAUGAAGACCAGCUCAAAUGGAGACUGUCGGAGAUUUCGAGGCAGCCUCUCGUCCAUCACAAGUCGCCAUGUGCACGACUCUGACUCGGCGGAGGAAAGGCGCCUCAUCACCGAGGGGGAUGUCACCCCGAGCGAGGAGAGCCCCCCCGGAGCCAUCGGCGAUGAGCCGCCUGAUCAAGGCGCGCAAGGGGCCAGCGGCGGCGGCGGUACCCAAAAAGACUCCACUGACCAGCAGCCAGGGUUUAUAAAGUUGGAUGACAUUGAUCAAAUUCUGCCGGACGAUGAGAGAUUAUAUCAAGCUGGGUUCAUACACAGACAGUUCGGGGCAAUGCUUCAACCCGGGGUCAACAAGUUCUCCCUGAGGAUGUUUGGAAGUGAGAAGGCGGUUGAACGGGAACAAGAGCGGGUUAAAUCCGCCGGAUUUUGGAUAAUUCACCCGUACAGUGAUUUCAGGUUUUACUGGGACUUGACCAUGCUGCUGCUGAUGGUGGGCAACCUCAUCAUCAUCCCUGUGGGCAUCACAUUCUUCAAGGAUGAACAUACGCCCCCCUGGAUUGUGUUCAACGUGGUCUCCGAUACCUUCUUCCUCAUGGAUCUGGUCCUCAAUUUCAGGACUGGUAUCGUCAAGGAGGACAACACAGAGAUCAUCUUGGAUCCGCAACAGAUUAAGAUCAAGUACUUGCGGAGUUGGUUUGUGGUGGACUUCAUCUCCUCCAUCCCCGUGGACUACAUCUUCCUCAUCGUGGAGACGCGCAUCGAUUCGGAUUUCUACAAGACAGCGCGCGCCCUGCGGAUUGUGCGCUUCACAAAGAUUCUCAGCUUGCUGCGACUCCUGCGUCUCUCGAGACUCAUUCGCUACAUCCACCAGUGGGAAGAGAUCUUCCACAUGACCUAUGACCUAGCCAGCGCCAUGGUGAGAAUAGUCAACCUGAUCGGCAUGAUGCUGCUGCUGUGUCACUGGGACGGCUGCCUGCAGUUCCUGGUGCCCAUGCUGCAAGACUUCCCCGCCGACUGUUGGGUGUCCAAAAAUAAGAUGGUGAAUGACACAUGGGGACAGCAGUACUCCUACGCACUUUUCAAAGCUAUGAGCCACAUGCUGUGUAUUGGGUAUGGCAUGUACCCUCCGGUGGGCAUGACAGACGUGUGGCUGACUAUCCUCAGCAUGAUUGUGGGUGCUACCUGCUACGCCAUGUUUGUGGGCCACGCGGACCGCGCUAAUCCAAUCCCUCGAUCAUCUCGACGGCAGUACCAGGAGAAGUACAAACAGGUGGAGCAGUACAUGUCCUUCCAUAAGCUGCCAGCAGAUAUGAGGCAGAGAAUCCACGACUACUAUGAGCAUCGUUACCAGGGCAAGAUGUUCGAUGAGGACAGCAUCCUGGGAGAGCUGAACGAGCCGCUGAGAGAGGAAAUCGUCAACUUUAACUGUCGAAAGCUGGUGGCGUCCAUGCCUCUGUUUGCCAACGCGGACCCCAACUUUGUCACCUCCAUGCUCACCAAGCUGAGGUUUGAGGUGUUCCAGCCUGGGGAUUAUAUCAUCAGGGAGGGCACCAUCGGCAAGAAAAUGUACUUCAUACAGCACGGGGUUGUCGGUGUACUAACCAAAGGCAAUAAAGAGACCAAGCUGUCAGAUGGCUCCUACUUUGGAGAGAUUUGUUUGCUGACGCGGGGCAGAAGGACGGCCAGUGUCCGAGCGGACACAUACUGUCGCCUGUACUCUCUGUCUGUGGACAACUUCAAUGAGGUGCUGGAGGAGUAUCCCAUGAUGAGAAGGGCAUUUGAGACUGUUGCCGUGGACAGACUGGACCGUAUUGGCAAGAAAAACUCCAUCCUGCAGCACAAGGUACAACACGACCUCAGCUCUGGUGUACUCGACUACCACGAGAGUGAGAUCAUUCAGCAGAUUGUGCAGCAUGACAGGGAUAUGGCCCACUGCGCCCACCUCUUGCAGAACGCUCCACCCCAGACGCCUCCUUCCCCUAUCCCUGUCAUUUGGGCCCCCCUCAUCCAGGCCCCUCUCCAGGCAGCAGCUGCCACCACCCCUAUUGCCCUGACGCACCAUUCCCACCUUCCACUUAGUCUUUUCAGACCUCCGGUUUCACUACUGGGGUCCCUAAAGGACCCUCCCCUUAAGAAGUUCCACACAUUUGUUUAUCCAUCCACAACACCUGGCUCUGGUGGAGACUCCCCUUCUAGCACACCAUCUAAACUGCACACUGGGGUGGACAUGCCAUUGCUGGCCUCUUUUCGGGCUCUGCACAUGACGUCAGAUACAGGGACAACUGGAUCUAUCCAACAGGCCUCAGGUAGCGGAGGCCAGCAUGGACCUAGUGGGACUGGCUCGGGGUCCAGUGGAAGAGGGGCUUCUGCUUUCCCUUUCGGACCAUACUCUUCCUUUGGUUCACCCUCAUCUAGUAUGGCCCAACUACACACACAACCACAGCGUCAACAGUCGUUUCGCUCCAGCACCCCACCUCUCUCAAACCUCUUCAACCAAGGAUCUACAGGUGGAAGCACAGGGUCAGGAAUAAGUGGAGGGGCAGUUGGAGCCUGUGGUGGUGCUACAGGGUGGUCUUCAGGUGGAGCAGUUGGAGGGUCUGUGGAAGGAGCCAUGGGAGGAGACACUGCUUGGGCUGGAGAGGACUUUACAACUGGAACGACAGGGCUACUGCCUGGAGCGCACUUUGGGUUGGGGGGAGCUACUGGUGGAUCAGUAGUCGAGAUCUCAGGGGAUUCAAUGGGAGGGAUAUCUGAAGGAUUAGUAGGAGCUGCUUGUGGCAGGUUAGCAGGGGGGGCAUCAGGGGGAUCAGCAGGGGGCAUUACAUGCGGGUCAAUAGGAGAUGCAGCCAGGAGAUCAAUGGGAGGGACAUCUAGGGGAUCAAUGAAAAGAGCUUCUGGGGGAUCAGUGGGAGGGGCUUCUGGAGAGUCACUGGUAUUGAUGACUACUGCAGGAUCGUUGGGAAAGGCUUCUGGUGGAUCAAUAGGAGUGGUUUCUGGGGGACCACUUGGAGGGGUGGCUGGUGAUUCUAUGGUAGGGAAUCCUGGAGGAUUGUUGGGAAGGGUUUCUGAUGGAUCCACAACUAGCCGUAUAGGAGGUGUGAGUGGGUCAGGGGGAGCGGUGAUUGGAGGACAUAUUGGCAGAGCAUCAGGAGGAGCAUUAGGGAGCCAUAUAGGGUGUCCGACAGCCUGUCCUGUAGGAGGGACUUCUGCUGGAAUUACAGCUGGACUUCUUGGUUCCUCGUGUUGUCAGAGUCCUAUAUCUACCGGCUCAUCCAGCCCUACGCCUGGUCAGCUUCUACAUAGCCAGCCACCUCCCAAGCCGCCUCAGGUAGCUCCUUUGCAGCAGUUUGCUGGGGGAGGCAGGACAACCAGUGGCUUAAACUUCUUCCAUUCCCCUCCACAUGGCUCUCCAUCCUCUAGCAGAGGACAGCACAGCCAGCAGCCUGCUGAGGUCUCCCCAUCAUCCCUCAGCCACUUCAGCCUGGCAGGCCUCCAGUCUGGCUUACUGCCUCACCAGAUGUCCCUGGAGAGGUCUGCCCUGGCCUCCCUGGCCCAGUAUGGUUCAGCAAAUGCCUCCCCCUGCCUUACCCCAGUGGCGCCCAGCCCUACUAUUCAAAGCCCAGUGGCGGGUAGGACUUUCUACUACAGCGACCCCUCAAGUGCCACAGGAUCCCACAGUUCUCCAUUCAUGCCUCACUCUUUUCUCCCUUCACAGCCUCCCAGCCAGCUAUACACAACAGAGAGAGAUUCUCCACUGGGCCAUUAUUCUGAGGACCUUAAGCUUUUAUCCAGCUCGCACCCAACUCUGCCCCAGGAGGUGGCCCAGGCCUUAGGCCACCAUACUGCUUGCCCCUCUGUGGAAACUGGAUAUUACCCCUCACCCUUUUCCUCGCCCACUCUUGUGCCCAAACCCUGUAGCUCAGUGCCAGAACACAUGACUCCUCCAAUCCACUUGUCUCCGGGGCACACUCACCAGACUCAGGCCCCUGGGACCUCCCUGGCCUUACCACCACGGAGGGCCUCUGCUGCCUACUCAUCAGAUCUAGAACCUCAAACUGUCCGCUCUAAACUCCCUUCCAAUUUGUGA
Cyclopterus lumpus (lumpfish) is the source of this 4311-nucleotide messenger RNA. RefSeq names its product hyperpolarization activated cyclic nucleotide-gated potassium channel 4 (gene hcn4). The coding region runs from base 1 to 4311 and encodes 1436 amino acids. The record is from RefSeq and is a predicted model, not a curated record. NCBI's taxonomy places the organism in Eukaryota, Metazoa, Chordata, Actinopteri, Perciformes, Cyclopteridae. The transcript has 8 exons. Gene Ontology annotation, biological process: transmembrane transport; monoatomic ion transport. Gene Ontology annotation, cellular component: membrane. Gene Ontology annotation, molecular function: monoatomic ion channel activity.